This is a messenger RNA of Oppiella nova, 503 nucleotides long. NCBI's taxonomy places the organism in Eukaryota, Metazoa, Arthropoda, Arachnida, Sarcoptiformes, Oppiidae. The record is from the annotation of a GenBank genome assembly.
AACACGUCCACUACAAGAGCUUUUCGAUGGAAGAUCACGCGGAGGAACGCAAACGCGUCCACAAAGAGAUUCUCGUCCGUCAGCGACGGUUCGCCAAAAUGCAAGAGAAUCGAUACGUGAACCCCACGUCUUCGUCUGAGUCCGAGGACGAGCUCUACGACGAGUUGAGCGACAUAUCCGACUCGGAGUUAGAGGCGGACAGCUGUUAUUUCCUGCAACCCGUGCCCAUCAGACAGCGCAGGGCUCUCCUCAGAGCGUCCGGCGUUCGUAAGAUCGAGACCAACGAGAAGGAGGAGUGCCGUGACAUCCGGGCGUCUCGCGAGUACUGCGGCUGCGAGUGUCGCGUAUACUGUGAUCCCGAGACGUGCGCCUGUAGUUUAGCCGGUAUUAAGUGUCAAGUGGACAGGAUCAGUUUCCCGUGCGGUUGUACUCGCGAUGGCUGUGCGAACAUAACCGGAAGAAUAGAGUUUAAUCCGUUGAGAGUGAGGACACACUUCAUCCAC